Heterobilharzia americana is the source of this 1312-nucleotide messenger RNA. The record is from the annotation of a GenBank genome assembly. NCBI's taxonomy places the organism in Eukaryota, Metazoa, Platyhelminthes, Trematoda, Strigeidida, Schistosomatidae.
UUAUUCCAGUCUUCAAGAAAGGCGAGAAGUCCUCUUGUGAUAACCACAGAGGGAUCAGCCUGUCGAGCAUAGUGUCCAAGAUCCUAGGUUCUAUAAUUCUUCGACGCCUGAUUGGAGCUCGGGAACAACAAGCCCGAGAAAACCAGGCAGGGAUUAGACCAAGCCGCGGGUGUAUCGACCAAGUAUUCACAGUGCACCAGGUCCUGGGACAUAGACACGCCUACCGACGCCUGACAAUAGCUUUAUUUCUCUACCUGAAGGCGGCAGCACUCGACUCCGUUGAUCGAGAAGUCUUAUGGCAAUGUCUGUCACUGAAAGGCGUGUCGAGUGAGUACAUCACCAUAUUGAAAGCUAUCUACUCGAACACUUGUGGGCGUGUUAGAGCCUAUGGUGAGAUACCGGGCAGCUGUGGUCAUCGAGUGGUGUCCGUCAAGGGUGCCCACUGUCUCCAUUCUUAUUCAAUUUUAACCUAGAUAUUCUUAUGGAGGUUUCCCUCUCGUCACCUGAUUACACAGAGGUUGACCUAAUCGGUGGAGAAUUUUCGUUAGACGUAGAAUAUGCAGAUGACAUAGUGCUGUUAGGUGAAGAGGCUGACAAGAUGCAGAGUCUUCUGAACACUUUCAGUGUCAAUUUGAGAAUGUUUGGGAUGCGAUUCUCACCACCCAAAUGCAAAUUGUUGCUCCACGAUUGGCAGUCAGCGGUGCCACGGCUAACAGUGGAGAGUAAAGUGGUUGAGUGUGUUGAACACUUCACUUACCUGGGAAGUUGGUUCAUCCCUGGUGGCUCAGUGGUAGACGAAAUUUCUGCACGAAUACAAAAGGCUCGAUUGGCUUCUGCCAAGCUACGUCACCUAUGGCGCCGCCAUGAUGUUCGUCUGUCUAUUAAGGGUCGCGUGUACUGCACAGCAGUACGCUCUGUUCUACUGUAUGGCUGUAAAACAUGGCCAUUGAAGGUGGAAGAUAUGAGAAGGCUUCAAGUGUUUGACCACCGUUGCCUUUGUAGUAUAGGCCGUAUUCCGUGGUGUCACCAUGUGAGUAAUGCAGAAGUCAGGUGUAGAGUUUUGGGGAGAAGAGGUAAAUCAGUUGACACGGUGGUGAACCUUCAUCGACUGAGAUAGCUGUCUGGGACAUGUGUUACGUAUGCGUAGUCGCCGAUUGCCUCGUCACACAAUGUUGGCCGAAGUGGGUUCAGCCUGGAAAAGGGCUCGAGGCGGCCAGACCAAAACAUGGCAUCAGUGUUUGAAGUCUUUGACUGUUGGCUUGAGCCAUGUGGGGCGAUGCAGACUAGUCAGUUGGGGUCCGCGAGAUAAGAG